This is a messenger RNA of Notolabrus celidotus (New Zealand spotty), 4594 nucleotides long. It is a transcript of the gene s100u, whose product is annotated as S100 calcium binding protein U. NCBI's taxonomy places the organism in Eukaryota, Metazoa, Chordata, Actinopteri, Labriformes, Labridae. Gene Ontology annotation, molecular function: calcium ion binding. The transcript is spliced from 3 exons. The record is from RefSeq and is a predicted model, not a curated record. Gene Ontology annotation, cellular component: perinuclear region of cytoplasm. Bases 284 to 976 code for a protein of 230 amino acids.
UUUCCUCCCUUUUCCUGAGAGUUUGAGCUCGCGCUCUGCUCUUCCACAUUCCCACUUCUCCCUCUCACUCUUCCAGGUACACGCCCUUUGACUUGUCAGGGGGGAAAAGUUUUGAGAGAAAGAAAAAAAACCUAAAUCACGGAAGAGAUUCUGCUGUCCUACUAGUUUGGCAAGUUCUCUGGGCUCAAAGCAGCGUAGAAAGGCGGAGAAGAGGGCAGAAACUGAAAUUCGUGCACAUUUGUACACUUCUCUUGUCCCGCAGACAGUAAACGACAGAGGAGUCAUGGAAGCUGCCAUUCAGACGCUGGUGAAGGUCUUCCUGAAGUCGACCAAGGGAAAAGACAAUCUAGGAAAGAAAGAAUUCCAGGGCCUCGUCAAGGGCCAGCUCUCCAACAUCCUCUCGGACACAGACAGCAAGGAGGCAAUCAACAACAUGGGCCAAGGAUUGGAUGCCAACCAAGACGGCAAGGUCGGUUUUGAGGAGUACCUGAAGCUGGUUGGCUACCUGGCGUGCUCUCUCAGCGAGCAGCGUACCCUCGCUAAAGACGAACCAGCCCAAAAUUCUGCAUCGGGACAAGUGGCGCAAACCACCCCGGACAAAGCAGAGGAGAAGCCAGAAGCAAACGCAGAGCCAAAGGAGGAAGCUAAGCCAGAGGCGAAUGAAGAGCCGAAGACAGAGGCAACAGCUGACAUAAAGGUAGAAGCAAAGGCAGACGGAACGGUAGAAGUAAAAGUAGAGGCAAAGGCUGAGGGGGAGACCGAGCCUGAGGCAGCAAAGGAGGAGAGUCCAGCAGAAGCAGCAGCGGCAGCAACAGCAGUGGCAUCAGCAGUAGAGGCGACAGCAACAGCAGUGGAGGAGGCUGUGAAAGAAGAAGAGAAAGCGGAGGAAACAGAAAAGGUGGAAGAAGCAGUGGAGAAUUUGGCUGCAGCUGUGGAGGAAGCCGUGGAGAAGAAGAUAGAGGAGGCGACCUCAUAGGGGACAAUUUCUUUACCAAAAAUCACACCACACGCUUACACUCAACACCACACAUAGCACAGAAUUAAUGCCAAAAAAAAGUUGAAAAGCCACUAAAGAAUUUUUGUUCAAAUGCAAAAAAGUUUCCAUAAAAGUUCGAACACUACAGAACCAGCUUUGAAAGAGCCCAUUCCUUUUGUAUGAUUAAAUAUACAUGUAAAUGACAGUAGAAUUAUUGCUUUGUACUACCACUAAUGUUAAUUUGUACAGCAUGUCCAUUCCACUAUUUAGCACAUUUACCUCAAUAUGAUAUUCUACUAUGAUAGCAUGCAGACGUACACUAUCAUAUGCAUGCCAUGUCCCUGUGAAAUCUGUCUGCAAAAUAUGAUUUACGUGCACCAACACACUGACACACUUUGUAAACACACCACUGCAGCCAAGAAGUUUUGUAUGAUGCCCCUCCUUUCCCAUCUUUUGUUUUUUUAUCUGGGUCUCUUUUUCAACUCUGCUACGCUACUUAGCUUGACCUGGGUAAAACAUCAGCAGUGGACACCUUGCUAAGCAGCAGUGGCUUUAACACAUUAGUUUGACAUUUUGGGAAAAACAAUUUUUUGGUCAAGAGUUAGUGAAGACAUUCGACAAAACUCUUAUUAGCCAUCGAAUAACAGUCAGCAGUAGCUCAUUUUCCCCUGCGCCAUCAUUGAACAUAAAGUAACAGCUGGCGGGCAGUUGGCUUAGUUUGGAAUAAAGACUGGAACAAGCUGGCUCUGUCCUUUGCUAACAAAGCUGUUUCCAAGUCCUCCUUCUCCUAACAUGUUAUAUUUUUAAACUGAAUCGCCUACAAGCCAAAUCUACAAGAUUCCACCUCUCAGAUUAACCACGAUCAAGAGUAAGAUUUAGCUGCGAGCUGGAUAUAGCUUAUGUUCUAACACCCAGACAUGAGAGUGUUAUAAAUCAUGUCAUUUAUCAGCUUAGUAAAGCAAGUGGUUUCCUCUGUUUCAAAUGUUCAUGCUAGGCUGUGCUAAGCUUAAUAUCUGUGGCGCAGACAUGAUAGCAGUGUCAGUCUUCUCAUCUAACUCUCUGCAGGAAAUCUGGUUUGUUUUCCCCAAAUCUCACACUUUCCUCUAAGGGCUGCAUGAAACUUUAUCAAUAACACUACAUCUUUUUUUUACAUACUCAUCUUUGAAUUUGCAAUGCUAUGGAGCUGAUUUGGCAUGACAAUAAACACAUUGUUUUGCUGAAGCUUUGCAUUACUUUAGCUCAUCUUCAUUGAGUCCCAUCACAGCCUUUAUUCUCUCUCUCCUACCUACUUUAUGGGCUCUCUCUUUUUUCCCUAUUUCCCAAUAUUACACUACAUGAGGGUCCUGAAGUAUAUUUCCUACUCUCAUUGUCGUCCAGGGGAUUAGGAACUUGAAGAUCAGGUGUGGCACUUAUCUAAAUAAUUAAGUUUGAAGAAUGGAAUCCACACCAAAGGACCCCUACGGUCAAAAGGGACCUUAAAAUAGUCUAAUGGGAGUGGGCUGGUCACUAAAGGAGCGGGUCAGCAAAGGUGUACAUGAAACCGAAUCCACCUGGGUUAGAAGAGCGAGACAACAAAUACAAAGAUGCUAAGAAACCCAGGGGGAAACCCAGCUGCAGCAGCUUGGUAACAGUUUUAUUGCAAAUACUUGAAAAUACAAUAAGUACUUUAUUAUUCUGUAUGUGCCUCCAAAAUUAUACAACAUUUAUAGUCGGGUUCUAUUUAAGAUGAUGGUGCAGCUCUGGAUUAGGGGUUGCAGAUACCUGAUCUUUAUUUUGGUGGAUCUCAUCAAAUGUUGUUACUGUGUCUUGCUUCUGGGCCUUGCACCACUUGCUCAAGCCUGUGUUUGUUUGUCGGUCACACCCUUAUGUAGCUUAAAGACCCUGUUUGACCUGCAACUGGAUCCUUUAGUCCCAGCCAUUGGGAAACAACUGGAUUAGGCACUGGAUGGGUAACACACCCUGGGAGACAAACAAUUACAUGAAAGUAAUCCCGGGCUGGAGUGAUCCUGCCCAUCAGACAAGGUGGUAGUGUCAGAGAGGUCGUUGUGUUUUCAUUUUAGCAAAAAAGAAUACUGAGCCAUCAAUAUGAAUCUAUAUGGUGUGAACUUCUACAACAAAUGUAUACAUAAAAGGUUGCAUGCUAACAGAAAUGUACUUUCUAGUAUUACCAUUGUAUUGCAAUUAAAGAGGCUAGUAUUUAAGUUUGAAACAGCCUCUUCAUAUUUAAUUUUUUGAACUAACGCUUUCUUGUUUGGACCACUAUGGAGAUCACUUGAACAUGUACGUCUUUGUCACAUUAUAUGCAAUUUGUUAAUUACAAUUUAAUGAUUUGUAAAUUGUCUCGUCAUCAAUAAUGCAGCCAUGAGAAAAAGGCUCAUGUUGCAGCCCUACUAGGUUAUAGGUCUACCUGGCCAGGCUGCUUGGUGCUUAAGGCACCCACAUUGUUGUGGGCAAGUUACCAAAUGUGCACCUUCUGCACUGUAGCAGCACCUGGCACUUCAAACUGCUCAGCAGCAAAAUGGGCAAGACAAAUAAACCUGAGUCACGUGGCCCCCCUGCCUCACUGCGACACUCCCAUAGCAAAUACUCUCAUUUACACUCUGCCUUCAGUGCUCCUUGUUUGCUGCAUGCUUUUUUACUAACCCAUAUAUUGGGCAUUUUGGGCUUUUUACUCUGAAUUAUUACUUCUUUUAUACAAUCUUGUAGUCUUUUUAUAUCAAACAUUUCCUUACAAAGGUACUUUCUAUGAAUAAUGUAGACAUAUCACUCUUUUGCACCAUCUACAGCCAGACAUCUGUUUAACACGGGCCUCAGGCACUUGAAUCUUGUGUAUACUGGCAAGUUUCAUUCAUUAUUUGCUAUUCCCCGUAGGCUGGGCGUGUUUCGUGCAUCUUUGUGCUCUUUCUUUGCUUGCAAGCAAUCAUUAAGAGCAAAAGAAGUGUAAGAAGAAAGAACUGGAUAAAGCUUAAUUUACUUAACAUGCGUGACCUGCACCUCCUACAGAUUUAGAGAGAUCAGACCUGUCUGGAAAUUGUUAUAUUACACUAGUGCUUCCUUUUAACCUAUUUGGAAAGCAAAUGGAUUAAGCUUUGAAUUUUUUUUUUUUCAAUAGGUGAACUGUCUGCACAGUUUUGUAACGGUCCCAAAGUGUAAACCCCACCCAACUUUAACCCUGCGUAGAUUAAAAACAUGCUGGAACGAAACACAGCAGGGAGUGUUUGCAGCCGCACAAUACGUCUCAUUCUUUCUGUGACACAGUCAAUGAAGAUAAAAGUCUGUGUUGAUAAAUCCUUUUACAAUGUGGUUGAGAUAUUAAAUGUACAUACAAGUGUAUGGAUAGGCUUAAAGGCUCAAAUGUUUGUGAUUAUGGGACCAUUCCCAGGAUACUGUGCAGGCGUUCCUCAUAGUGGGUUGAUGUUCUCUUGUUUAUCUCCUGCCAAGUGCUACAGAAGAGGAUGUGUGUGUGUUAAACAGUUGGACUCACUGUCAGUCCACUAUGUCAAGUAAACUCCACAAUGCUAGUAUUUCAACUUCAUAUGUUAUGCUGUAUCAUUUUUGCUUAUUCUAACAUGUUUAAAGGCUAAUAAUGAAUAAAACUGUGACUAUUACUUAUUCUAA